Messenger RNA from Acipenser ruthenus (sterlet), 2900 nucleotides. RefSeq names its product nuclear receptor subfamily 4 group A member 1-like. Lineage: Eukaryota; Metazoa; Chordata; Actinopteri; Acipenseriformes; Acipenseridae. The transcript is spliced from 7 exons. The coding region runs from base 345 to 2108 and encodes 587 amino acids. The record is from RefSeq and is a predicted model, not a curated record. Gene Ontology annotation, molecular function: RNA polymerase II cis-regulatory region sequence-specific DNA binding; nuclear glucocorticoid receptor binding; nuclear receptor activity. Gene Ontology annotation, biological process: regulation of transcription by RNA polymerase II; cellular response to corticotropin-releasing hormone stimulus. Gene Ontology annotation, cellular component: transcription regulator complex; nucleus.
GCGCAGUGUGUGCGACUGGAAAAAACUGAGGCGGGAGCGUCAGAUUACAGCGGCGGAGAAGAAAACCCGCAACUAUUGUUACCGGGCUGGUUUUCCUUGAUGCAAAUUGCAAUGGCAAAGCGUUUGAAAGGGCCGAUUGUGAGACAGUGGCGGCAUUGUAGCGGUAUCCGCGCUACGAGGAAGAGAGUGAAAGGAAAAGCGUGUCGGAUGCUGGUGCCUGGGUAGAGCUUUGCGUUCAUCUCUCGAUCGUACCCUAAUCCUUGCAGUCUCUCUUAUCAGGAGCGUUUAUGAAGCAGACACCAGCGGUGCAUCCGAAUACCUCGGCAAGAUGAGAAGCGAGCGAGAUGCCCUGUGUUCAAGCCCAGUAUGGAACAUUACCCCAGGCAGCUGGAGGAGCAUAUGAGAAUUACAGCUCUGAGCAGUUCCUGACCCCUGAGUUCUGCAACAAGUUCGCCAUGGACCUCACCAACCACGGCCUGUCUGCCGCCGCCUCCACCUCCCUGCCCAGCUUCAACACCUUUGUGGACAGCUACAGCGGGGAGUUCGACGCCUACCUGUGCCAGAUAGGCUCAUCCGCCAACACCAGCACCAGCACCACCACCACCAGCAGCCAGCAAACCCCCUUCAAGCUGGAGGAUUUCCAAGUGUUCGGCUGCUACCCCGGUGCCUUCAACACCUCCUCCGGGCUCGUGGAUGAGACCUUAUCCUCGUGCGGCUCGGAUUACUACGGCAGCCCCGCCUCCAUCCCAUCCCCCUCCACCCCCGGCUUUCAGACUCAGCAUCAGGUCCCAGCUUGGGAGAGCUCCUUCAGCCCUUACUCCCCCACCCCCGGCUACGACGGCCUGAACUCUUGGGUGGCCGACCCCCAGAAGAACGCCGCCGCCCAGCCGUCUUUCUUCAGCUUCGCAGAGCUCGACGGCAGGCUCCAGUCGCCCGUGCACGGGCUGGAGCGGCACCUCGUCGACCAGGAGGUCUUUGGCCUUGUCCAGUCGCCCCUGGCUUUCCCGGCCCUGCCCCUGGAUCACCCCUCCCCGGUCCUAGACAGUCCUCUGUCGUCCCCGAAGGUGCGCAGUCCCGGCUCCAGCGAGGGCCUCUGUGCGGUGUGUGGGGACCACGCGUCCUGUCAGCACUACGGGGUGCGCACCUGCGAAGGCUGCAAAGGGUUUUUCAAGCGUACCGUACAGAAAAAUGCCAAAUAUGUGUGCCUGGCCAACAAAGACUGCCCCGUGGACAAGCGGAGACGGAACCGCUGCCAGUUCUGCCGCUUCCAGAAGUGCCUCAACGUGGGGAUGGUCAAAGAAGUUGUGCGAACGGACAGUCUGAAAGGGCGCCGGGGCAGGCUGCCCUCCAAACCCAAGAGCGUCCUGAAUGGGGGCUCCUCGUCCGCCCCUCCCGUCAGUAUGAUCCCCUCGCUGGUGCGAGCUCACAUCGACUCCAACCCUACCCUGGGCAAGCUUGACUACUCCAAGUAUCAGGAGACGAUGGCCAGCCUGUCUGACAAGGAGGACGCCAGCGACAUCCAGCAGUUAUACGACCUGCUCACAGACUCCAUGGACGUGAUCCGCAAGUGGGCAGUGAACAUCCCGGGGUUCAGCUCCUUCUCCCUGGAGGAUCAGGAGCUGCUGCUGGAGUCUGCCUUCGUGGAGCUGUUCAUCCUGCGGCUGGCUUACAGGUCGAGCCCUGAGAAGGACAAGCUGGUGUUCUGUAACGGGACGGUCCUGCACCGGCUGCAGUGCCUCAGAGGCUUUGGGGAGUGGAUCGACUCCAUCAUCGACUUCUCCCAGAGCCUGCAUCGCAUGAGCAUGGACGUCUCGUCCUUCGCCUGCCUGGCCGCGCUCGUCAUCAUCACAGAUCGCCACGGCCUCAAGGAGCCCAAGAAAGUGGAAGACUUCCAGAACCGGCUGAUCACCUGCCUCAAAGACCACGUGACCACGAGCAUGAACGAGCCGAACCGGCCCAACUUCCUGUCCAGGCUGCUGGGGAAGCUGCCCGAGCUGCGCACGCUGUGCACCCAGGGUCUCCAGCGCAUCUUCUACCUGAAACUGGCGAAUCUGGUGCCUCCUCCGCCCAUCGUGGACAAGAUCUUCAUGGACACCUUGCCGUUCUGAUCACCGGCCCGUGACACGCACCCGGCACCCCGCCAUGCCUUUCCAAAAACGGACUGAAGGGUCCACUCAGUGAAUUUCAAAAUCGUACCUAGAUAUAUAUUUUAAAAAAAAAAAGGGUAGCUCCGACAUUAUUCUUGUGCCUACCGCCUCCUUUUUCCACUUUUGGAAGAAAAACUGCGAAGGAUUUCAAGCUGAUAGAUAGUGGUGGGGGAGAACCUGUCGGGGUUGUUCAUAAGAGGACCAGGAAUCAGGCUGCAGUUGGCGGUUGGAGAAGGAUGUUUCAAAGACUGUACGUUUCACCCUCUCUGAAGUAACUACUGAGUAGCCAUGCUGUGGAGGGGCCCAGGCAGGGGGCGGGUAUUCAAAGUGUCACUCUAUGGACAUUCAGUAUAUGGGCUGGCUGGGGGGGGAUACCACUGUUAAUAUUACAGAUGUUGCCUUACAGAUGUUCUCCCAUGAAGGGGAAUAAGCAGUAUACACUUUUUAAAAAGGCCUUUAAAUGUUUUUUAACGGUCGUAUGUACUAUGACUAAAUGUGACAAAACAUGAGCAGCUAUAAGCACUUACAGCUAACCGCUUGUACAUUUUGUUUCAAAUUAAUUUUGCAGUUAUUUUAUGUUUUUUUUUCUCUAUGUAUAUAAUAUAUAUAUAUUACAAAAAAUACUUUAUAUUUGUGAAAGUUUAUGCAGUUUUAUGGUUACGUGACAUGUUAUUUUUUCUCCCCGAGUAAUAUAUAUUUAAUAUUCGAUUUUAAAAAGUAUUAUAAAAAAUAAAAUAACAACCAUCAAGUCUU